Molecule: messenger RNA, 1943 nt
Organism: Serinus canaria (Common canary)
Lineage: Eukaryota; Metazoa; Chordata; Aves; Passeriformes; Fringillidae
Exons: 2
Coding region: 630-1943 (437 amino acids)
Molecular function (GO): nucleic acid binding; RNA-DNA hybrid ribonuclease activity
Source: RefSeq, a predicted model, not a curated record
AUUAAGAAAGAAAUUAGUAAAGAGAUAUUAGAACAAGUAUUUUCAGAAGUAUAGGCUUCUGCUGUACCAGGGAGGGUGAAGAAUGCACCCCUUCAUAGUAAAAAGGCUUAAGAAAGGAACACAACCAGUGAGAAUUAAGCAGUACCCCCUGAAAAGAAGAUAGGGAAGAAAUCAGCCCAAUAAUCAAUGGUACUGGAUUGAGGGCUGUCAAUAAGAUAACAAGGAAUUUAUACCCUGUAGUAGCAAAUCCAUAUACUUUACUAACUUGUUUAACACCUGAGCUAACCUGGUUUACUGUUUUAGACCUGAAAGAUGCCUUCUUUUGCCUCCCUAUCCACAAAGCCAGCCAGAAAAUUUUUGCAUUCAAAUGAGAAAGCCCUGAAAGCAGUGCAAAACCCAGCUCACAUAGUCCAUGUGCCUCAAGGCUUCAAAAUUCCCCCACUCUGUUUGGGAGCAACUUGCAAAAGAUCUGGAGUCCUGAGAAGCUCCACAGGAAGAAGGAAGGCUGUUGCAGUACGUGGAUGACCCUCUAGUAGCCACUCAGACGAAGGAAGCAUGUGUGGCCUGGACGAGAUCUCCAGUGGACGAAAGAAGCCACACGGGCCUUUCACCAGCUAAAGAGUGCCCUCAUGUCAGCUCCAGCCUUGGGACUUCCAGAUGUAAGUAAACCAUUCUUUCUAUUUUCCCAUGAAAAACAGGGAAUUGCCUUGGGAAUACUGGCCCAGGACUUGGGUCCAUACCGGAGGGCAGUUGCUUACUUCUCCAAGCAACUAGAUGCAACAGCCAAAGGAUGGCCAGGUUGCCUCAGAGCUGUAGCAGCAGUCGUGCUGAAUAUUCAGGAGGCACGCAAGUUUACCCUGGGACAAAGAAUGACUGUGCUAGUGUCCCAUACAGUGUCCACAGUACUGGAAGUAAAGGGUGGCCAUUGGCUUUCACCACAGAGGUUCCUGAAAUACCAGGCCAUCAUGGUAGAGCAAGAUGAUGUAGAAAUAGUGGUGACUAAUAUUGUCAACCCAGCUUCCUUUCUCAGUGGAAAUCAAGGGGAAGCAGUGCACCACGAUUGCCUGGAGACCAUUGAAGCUACCUACUCCAGCCGCCCAGACUUAAAGGACACUCCUUUGGACGAUGCAGAGACCUGGUUCACUGACGGGAGUAGCCACGUUGCCAAUGGAAAGCGACAUGCUGGGUAUGCAGUGACCACCUGCAGAGAGGUAAUAGAAUCCGGACCCUUACCAACAGGCACCUCUGCACAGAAGGCCGAGAUAAUUGCCCUGACCCGUGCCUUAGAAAUGGCAAAAGGAAAGAAGAUAAACAUCUACACAGACUCGAGGUAUGCAUUCGGAGUCGUGCAUGCACAUGGAGCCAUCUGGAAAGAGAGGGGACUUCUGACCUCACAGGGAAAGAACAUCAAACAUGCACAAGAGAUAAUCCAGCUGUUAGAAGCAGUUCAGCUGCCUGAAAAGGUAGCAAUUAUGCAUAUCAAGGCACACCAAAGAGUGAGCUCAGAAUUGGAAGAAGGAAAUGAGCUGGCGGAUAGAGAGGCAAAGGAAGCAGCAAAAGGUGAGGUAACUAUUGAAGGAGCCCUAAUUCCAGAUGGACAAAUUUCCCUUGAAGGUAAGCCAGAAUAUAGUAAGAGAGAUAGAAAAUUAAUUGAAGAUCAAAAAGGGACAUAUAACCAAGAAGGGUGGGCUACCAUUGAAAAGAAGCUGGUAAUCCCUUCCCAUUUAUUGUGGUCACUAGUAAGGGAAGAGCACCAGAAAGCACACUGGGGAAUAGAUGCCCUAUACACCUACUUGAUUGAAAGAAUAGUUGCUAGGAAUUUAUAUGCCACUAUUACUCAGGUGACCCAACAGUGUGAUCUUUGCCUCCAGACUAACCCCAAAAAUGCUCCCAAACCGAAACUCGGUCAGAUUGGGAGAGGCCAUGGGCCUGGACAGCAGUGA